Molecule: messenger RNA, 4085 nt
Organism: Stegastes partitus (bicolor damselfish)
Lineage: Eukaryota; Metazoa; Chordata; Actinopteri; Pomacentridae
Gene: arhgap9
Product: Rho GTPase activating protein 9
Exons: 22
Coding region: 370-3069 (899 amino acids)
Biological process (GO): regulation of GTPase activity; signal transduction
Cellular component (GO): cytoplasm
Molecular function (GO): phospholipid binding; protein binding
Source: RefSeq, a predicted model, not a curated record
AGGCUCCAUCGUCAUGGGCUGUAGGGGCAUGCAAGUGCCCAUGCGUGACUGUUGAUUUACAAAAGUGUAGGUAAAUUAUGUGAAGUUAUCCUUUUUUUUUUUCCCCCCACGAGAAAAACGCAGCAAACUUACGAAGACACAACUGCUGAUCUCUCUGCAGUUCACUCCAUAAACACAACUGAGCUGUCACCACGUCGCUGCAAGGACCAUCGGGUUUAUGGAUCUGACUAUAUAGUGAGCUGGUGACCUUGUUGACGAAGUGACGGUCUCUUACUUCAGGACCAUGGACAUGGCACUGGCCUGGUUCCAGUCUCACCUGCCCUGCACACAUCCCAAUAAAGUUUGCUGAACAAGACUGCGUGGAGAGCCAUGCUGUCAGGUACUUGGCGCCGCUCUGUGGGGCAUCAGCAGCCUGCUGCAGCGCCUGCAGUGACUCCCAGAGGGAUGACGGUGUGCGGUGUCCCCAGCGGUACAGUGGUCCUGGAGGCCCAGUAUGACUACAACUACCGCGGUGCAGACGGAAGGCAGGUCUGCAUAAGAGAGGGUGAAAGGUUUGUUCUCCUGAAGAAGACCAACACUGACUGGUGGCAGGUGCGGAGGAUUGGGGCAGCCAGUAAAACAAAGCCACUGUACGUUCCUGCCACGUAUGUGACAGAGGUACCUAUUGCCCCAAUGCCCUCGCCCCAGCGCCUGGUCAUGUCUGCCUCGCUGAACACCAACCUCAGGAUACUGCCUCGGGUGUCACUCUCUCCCGGUCCAACAGGGACGACCUAUAAUGAACAGCGCCAAGUGAACAAACCCAUCUAUCGCUCUAUGGAAAACCUCAACUCCAGCAGUGCCUUCCAGGGGAUGGACAACAGCACCAGCCUGGGUGGAGGCCGCUUCCCCACCCUGCCACUCUCUGGGUUCACCUUUACCCCCAACUCGUCCACCUCCUCGUCAGGCCACCUCAUGGUCCCUGGGUCUUCUGCGGCUUCCACAGCCCAAAUGGCGCCACCGAACCCCAGGGUGGUCCCCAUGAUCACUCGGAGCCAGAGCUCCAGCAACCUGCCUGAAAACGUGAUGGAGAACCCAUACGAUGAGGUGGGCAGUGGCUUCAGCAGUGGCGUCAAUUACAAGAUCCCAAAGAAGUCUUGCAGCCAGUGGGACAUGGUGGGAGCUUCAAACAAGAAGAAUCAUCUGCAGGUCCCAACUGAGUCCUACCUGUCACAGCUGUCCUGGCAGGACUCCCCUCUUUAUACUGAAAUGCAGCCAGAGAAGCGUCAGUCACAGCUGGAGCCGCCCAACCCUGCUCCAGGUCAGCAGCCUCUUCAGAUCCUGGACCUGUGGGAGCAGUACUCUGACCAGGCUACAGGCAGGUGCUACUAUGUCAAUAGCAUCACCAAGGAGAGAUCCUGGAAACCCCCUCGCCGGGCCCGAGGUCAAACCACCAACAAGGCCAAUCAAGUACAUCCUCAGACGUUACCCAGGGACACCAGCCAUCUGUCACUACCGCUUUCUGAAGCUGGCAAUGGAACUAUGCACAGGCUGUCACCUGAUUUCCUCUUCGGGAGCCACCAGAGGAAUACCGACGGUGGCUGGCAGAUGAAACAGAGCAUGCAGCGUGCCGCCUCCUCUGACACCCUGAGCAUGAUGGCAUUCAGUAACACUGAUGCCCAGAAUCAUAACUCUGCCCCCCUGCAUGAUGUCAAGCAGCAGCUCAGCCACUCCCAGUCUAUGAUCCUGCCUGAGAACGGCAAGCUGGUCCAGCAGAGCAGAGAUUACUCCUGCAAUGUGACCAACAUCGUCGUGGAGCCUCCGUCUCCUGAGAGCUCUCCAGACAGUGACGGCUGCACACCGGAGCUGGAGAAGGCGGGCCUCUUGAACAAGACAAAGAUCGCAGAAGGUGGCAGAAAGCUGAGGAAAAAUUGGAGUCCUUCCUGGGUGGUAUUAGUCGGAAACAGUCUGGUUUUCUUCAAGGAUCCUAAAUCACAGACACCUUCCAGCUGGAAACCAGGAAAUAGUCGUCCUGAGAGCAGCGUAGAUCUGAGAGGAGCACAGCUGCACUGGGCCAACGACCUGUCCAGCAAGAAGAACGUCUUUAAGCUGAGGACAGUGACAGGAAAUGAGUUCCUGUUGCAGUCGGAGACCGACUCUCUGAUUAAAGAGUGGUACAACACAAUCCAGAACGUCAUCGACAGGCUGGAUCGUGAAAACCCGUUAGACAAUGUCCUCCUGUACUCUCUGAGGAGAGCGGGCAGUGUGGAGAUGCUGGACCACAGCGGUGACGAGGAUGACAGGAGAACGUCUCUCCCUCGCUCUUCAUCCAACCUGGAAAACACAGAGAGGAAAAGAGUGAAGACCAGACUGAAGAAGCUGAUCCUAAAGAGACCUCCUCUGCAGGCCCUGCAGGAGAAAGGGCUCAUUAAAGAUCAGGUGUUCGGCUGUCGUCUGGAGAUGCUCUGCGAGAGAGAGAAGAGCACCGUCCCUCGCUUCGUCAGGCUUUGUACCGAGGCUGUGGAGAGGAGAGGACUGGAUACUGACGGCAUCUACAGAGUCUCAGGAAACCUGGCAGUGAUUCAGAAACUACGCUUCUUGGUGAACCACGAGCGAGCGGUGACUACAGAUGGCCGCUACAUGUUCCCAGCGGAGUUGGUACAAGAGGAGAAGCUGAAUUUGGACGAGAGUGAGUGGGAGGACAUUCAUGUCAUCACAGGAGCUUUGAAACUUUUCUUUCGUGAGCUUCCCGAGCCUCUGGUGCCCUUCGGCUUCUUCACCGACAUCGUGGAGACAGUCAAGAUGUCAGACUACAUGGACAAAGUGGAUCGCUUGAAGUGUCUGGUGCUGAACAUGCCUCCUCCGAACCACGAUACGCUGCAGUUCAUGUGCCGCCAUCUCAAACGAGUGCUGGAACGUUCGGACACCAACAGAAUGACCACCCAGAACAUUGGCAUCGUGUUCGGGCCGACGCUGAUGCGCCCAGAGCGAGAUAACGGCAACAUGGCAGUGAAUAUGGUUUACCAGAACCAGGCGGUGGAGCUCAUCCUCAGCGAGUUUGACCACAUCUUCGGAACAAGAGGCCUCUCUUGAUCUUUUCAGAUGACGGGGGGGUGGAGGUGGGGGGGAGCCAGAUCAGACGAAAGCACAAGUAUUGCAGAAUUUGUCCUCUUUGCCUGUUGACUCAUAUGGUGUAAAAUGGAUUUCACAUCAAAAGAUAAUUACAGGAUAAAAAGAACCAGGACAGAAAGCUGCUAAUCAUGACAUCUGGCCUCCAUAUAAAGCCAUGUUAAAACAAUAAUAGUAAAACAAGCCAAUUUUAGCUGCAGUACUUGUGCCUUUGACUGCAGAUGUAGAGCCCAGCCCCUGUAUAGCUCGGUGCUGGGACAGACGCCUCCUUGUCACUUUUCCUUGAUGUUUCAGGAUAAAUAAAAAGCUAUAAAAGCGAUAAAUCUCAUUCAGCCUGUUCAGAUAGCUGCGUAUUAUUCAGUUCAUUGAUCAAGGAAUGCGAGGAGGGAUGUGUCUUAACGUAGCACUGAAACAAAACUUAGCAGAACCAUCUCACUGUGAAAACACAUGCACCAGCACCUCUGGCAACAAGGAUGGACAGAACCCACCUGCAGCAUUAGCAUGGACAGACUGUAGGUUUUCAAAUCAAGAAGGAAGCAAACUGGCUGUAAAUGUGCCCACAUCUUUACUGACAUUAGACAGCGAGUUUGAGGGUUUAUUCGAGAGAACUCUUAAGAGACAAAAGCAUGAUUUCAGUGAUGGGAUGAAUGUGCCAACGGGGCAGCAAAUGUACCUUUGUACCAAAUAGUACAUAGUAGUGUGUGGACCUUCAGAUCUUCCCUUAUUGUACAAAUUUGAAUCUUUCUCCUAUUUUUAUUAGUACAAAUUCCUCAUAUUAAGUUAAAAAUAUUAAGUUGUAAAUAUGUGAAAUACUGUCUUUGUCAAUUAGUAGCACUUUGCAUACAAUGUGUAACCUAAGCAUUCUAUAUUAGCCAAAUUCAAACGGAUAUGUUUGCUUUGCAAUGAACAAUGUGUUGCUAAAAUAUGACUUGGACCUGAUUGUUAAUUCUCCUGCAAUAAAAACAUGUGAACAAAACCGA